CAAAACAGCUUGCCAACAUUAAGGCAACCGGUUUUUUUCCAUCUGUUUCAUUUUCCUUGAGGAGCGAGUCAGAGACAGACUGAGGACUGUGAAAACAAAACAACAGCAUUGAAGAAGAAUGGCUCUUGUGCUCACAAGCAUCCCCGCUUACUUCAACACUACGGCCAUAAAUGGAGAGCAAAACAGCACGAAUGGGACGGUGUGUUAUAGUGAUGAACCCAAUUUUUGGCACACCUCUGUGCUGCCGGUGUAUAUCCUGAUCGUUGCUGUGCUGGGAAUUGUGUUGAACAUUUUUGUCCUAGGGGUUUUCUGUCUUCAUAAGAAGACAUGUACUGUGGCUGAGAUCUACUUAAGCAACAUAGCUGCUGCAGAUCUCAUCCUAACAUCCUGUCUUCCCUUCUGGGCUGUGAAUGCAGCAAAUAAAUUCAACUGGCCCUUUUCGAAUCACCUGUGCCGACUGGUCAACUUUUGCAUCAACAUGAACGCCUACUGUAGCAUCUAUUUCCUCGUUAUGAUAAGCAUAGAUCGUUGCAUGGCACUGGUGAACCCUCUGUCCCAUAAAGGAAUAUGGAGGCCAAAAUAUGCCAAAUUGGGCUGUGUGCUGGUGUGGGGUUUUGGCUUGCUCCUAAGUGUCCCCACACUUGUCUUCAGGGAAGUGAAAUUUUUCCCUAAAAUAGCAUUUCAAAUAUGCCAUAUGGCUUACCGAAAUCUCACCGAAGAGGUUGUCUUUGAUGUGAUGCUGUUGACAUUUGGCUUCAUCAUCCCCCUUUUCAUUAUAUUCUUAUGUACUAUCAAGAUUGUUCAAGCUCUGAACGACCGGAUGUUUGAGGGGUUAAAGACCGAGAAGAAGGAUCAAAAGGCCACCACCCUGCUGCUGGCGGUCCUCCUGGCGUUUAUGAUCUGCUGGAUGCCAUUCCACAUGUUUAAGAUAUUACAUUUGCUGAAAAAAGCUCAAGUCCUGACAGGGUGUCACUUUGAGCAUGCCCUUAACAUCUGCGGCCAUGUCUUCAUGUACCUCGCCUUCUUCAACAGUAUUCUUAAUCCCAUCCUCUACGUCAUUGUAGGACAGAAAUUUCGGCAAAAAGUGAGGGAAGUCUUUAAGCAGUGGAGUCCUACCAGAAAAGCAACAUCAGUCAUGCUCUCCUGCGCAGAAUCAACCCAGAUGAGGAGUGUUGUGUUUUCUCAUGCUGUUCUGCAGGACAUUUCUUAAAAGCUGUUGUUUUUGUUUACUAUCUUUCACAUAAUGAAGUUAUUACUUAUGCUCCCCGAAGAAGAUAUCAAGUAAUUAGGUCAUUUCGAAGUUCCUCAGAAUACCCAUUAAAUAAAUGGUCUAAUACUCAGAUUAUUAUUUAGAUUAUUUCAGAAUUAAUUUGGUUUAAUCAAACAGUGUCCUUCAUCUAGUCUUCUAUGAGCAUCAGGAGAAGGAGGAAAAAGAUGACCAUAAUAUAUAGUAGCAACGUAUAAGCGCUACUAAUAUCAACAGACCAGAGGAAAUCAAUGUUGUAGUGACCUUUUAAUGCUUGGGAUUAUUACAGGAUGUGGGACGUAAUUUGUAUUCCAUUAGUAAUGUAAUGCCCAAAAGAGAUGGAUUUGUAUGCAUGGCAUGAAGUGUUUCAAUGUUAAUGUGUGCAUGUCUUUGUUUCUGUGCACUGUCAAAUGCUGAAGAUCAUAACUUCUUGUAAUAUUUUAAUGUUAUACAUCCAAAAAACAAACACUGUUUCUUAACUAGUUAUUUAUUCUCUUAUUUAUUGUUACUCAUGUAUCUUUUAUUCAACUCCAGUACAGUAGUCGGUUAAGAAUAUACCCUUAAUCGUCCCACAGAGGGGAAAUUUACAUUCUGCAUUUGACCCAUCCUAAUCUUAGGAGCAGUGGGCUGCCAUUAUGUACGGUGCCUAGGGAGCAGUGUAGGUAGUGGUGCCUUGCUCAGGGACACCCCGGUAGCAUUCGGUCUUUACCCCUAUGUCAUUGUAUAAAGAAGUGCUUUUACUUUUUGCAAAGUUUUGCUUUUCCUGAUCAAUAAAGUUACAAAUCUG
Messenger RNA from Eleginops maclovinus (Patagonian blennie), 2033 nucleotides. RefSeq names its product B2 bradykinin receptor-like. NCBI's taxonomy places the organism in Eukaryota, Metazoa, Chordata, Actinopteri, Perciformes, Eleginopidae. Gene Ontology annotation, molecular function: bradykinin receptor activity; C-C chemokine receptor activity; C-C chemokine binding. Gene Ontology annotation, biological process: response to mechanical stimulus; positive regulation of cytosolic calcium ion concentration; immune response. The transcript has 2 exons. Gene Ontology annotation, cellular component: membrane; external side of plasma membrane. Bases 119 to 1210 code for a protein of 363 amino acids. The record is from RefSeq and is a predicted model, not a curated record.